Messenger RNA from Salarias fasciatus (jewelled blenny), 1276 nucleotides. It is a transcript of the gene pthlha, whose product is annotated as parathyroid hormone-like hormone a. The transcript has 4 exons. The coding region runs from base 42 to 671 and encodes 209 amino acids. NCBI's taxonomy places the organism in Eukaryota, Metazoa, Chordata, Actinopteri, Blenniiformes, Blenniidae. Gene Ontology annotation, molecular function: hormone activity. The record is from RefSeq and is a predicted model, not a curated record. Gene Ontology annotation, cellular component: extracellular region. Gene Ontology annotation, biological process: bone mineralization.
GUUUUUUCACUUUGUUUCUGAGGACUGACAUCGCCGUGACCAUGUUGUGUUCUCGGAGGCUCGUGCAGCAGUGGUGUUUCGCCGUCUUCCUGCUCUGCUCGCCGGCGCCUCACCACGGACGGCCGAUCGACGCCCUCAGCGGCAGAACGAGGCGCUCUGUGAGCCACGCUCAGCUCAUGCACGAUAAAGGUCGCGUGCUACAAGACUUCAAGCGCCGCAUGUGGCUGCAGGAGCUGCUGGACGAGGUCCACACGGCCGAGAUCCGAGACCUCCAGAUCCGGACUGGAGGAGCAGGAGGAGGAGGAGCAGGAGGGAGCAGCAGCGGCGCCGGCUCGGCGGUGGGCGUACCGGGCGUCGGGAUCCACCCGAGCACCACCGGCAGCACCCUGCACUCCAAACCGGCCGGAGGCACCAAGAACCUGCCGCUGAGCUUCCGGCAGGAGGAGGAGGAGGAGGAGGAGGAAGGCACCAACCUCCCGCAGGAGACCAACAAGGCGCCGAGGACGUCGGGCAAGAAGAAGAAGAAAGGCCGCGGCGGCAGGAGGAGGGAGGGCGAGAAGAGGAGGCGGAGGGCCAGGUCACUGGGGUGGAGGCCCGAGGAGGAGGAGGCCGGCAGCGGGCGCCGCCUGGAGUGGAGCUCCCUGCUGGGCCUGCGGAGAACCCCGCUCUGAAACACCGUCAGUCUCUGACCAAGGGAGCUGCUGGCGCUCUGAUGGGACUCCUAAAUGCUCCUCGUCCCGGGGGACGGGGACUGUUUGGACAGACAGCGGAACAUAUUUAUUGUGUGUAAAUAUAUGUGGACGUCAGCGGAGUGUUGAGGCGACACCAGAUUCAGAUCUCUGUGAAUCUUCGCUUAAGUUUCCUUUUUUUAAAAACAGACUCCAGUUGUUCCAUGUUGCUGUUUGUUGUUGUUGUUGUUGUUGUUGUUGUUGCGGUAAUUUAUUUGGUCUGAAUGGUGUAUUUAUUUUGUAAAUGUAUCGAGGUGCUGCUGACCUUCUAUAUUUUUGUACCAUAAUGCACUUUAGAUAUAUAAUUAUAUAAAUAUAUAUACCAUUACUGUUGCUGUGUGUUUGUGACGGACUCUCUCUGUUCCUCUGCUGCUGUUUGAGGGGUUUCCUUUGUUUUCCUCCCAUGUUUUAUUUUUUUCCGAUGUUUGUCGGAUGUUUUGAGGGGGGGCAGUUGUUUUGAUCCCCCUUAUCUCCACCCGCUCCUUGAAGCCACAGCUGGACCUGUACAUAAAUCAAACCACCCUCAUGUCUUUGGCACUUGCACUGAG